Messenger RNA from Cylicocyclus nassatus, 315 nucleotides. Lineage: Eukaryota; Metazoa; Nematoda; Chromadorea; Rhabditida; Strongylidae. The record is from the annotation of a GenBank genome assembly.
AGUUCAGUAUGCGAGCCUCCCUCGUUGUAGUUGUCACAUUAGCCACAUUCGCCUUAGUUCAGUGUCAACCCGACUGGAAGCAAAAAUUCAAGUUCGUGCCACUCCAAGAAUCACUCAUUGAAGGACGUCCAAUCAGGAACUUCCUGCCUCCUCGAUACGAAAACUUAUUCGGACAACGAAGUACAAAGUUGAGAGUAGCAUCAUUUGCACCAUCAAUGAGUGACAUCACUGGCAAAGUCAAUCAGCAACGUCGUCAACUUUUCAGCUGGCAACCCUCCAACUCAGACAUUUUCCGGCGUUGAUUGAACUCUGUUG